Messenger RNA from Maylandia zebra (zebra mbuna), 1976 nucleotides. NCBI's taxonomy places the organism in Eukaryota, Metazoa, Chordata, Actinopteri, Cichliformes, Cichlidae. The record is from RefSeq and is a predicted model, not a curated record.
AAAACACCCAGAGACAGCAACAGAAGAUACCAACGGAGCAGCAGCUACAAAAGAGACAAGACGCUGAAUCAAAUACAUACCAGCACACACAAAAAAAACUAAAGACAUGAAGUCCCUGCGAUUCCUUGCUGCUGAGGGCUUCAUUCAGGCUGGUGCGAGAACUCUGGAAAACCUCACCUGUGUGUCUUUUAACCUCUACCCACUUCUCUUCAAGGCCUGCUACCUCCACGAGCAGGCUGAGGUGCUGCAUGCUUUGGUCCAGAUGUGGCCUCUUCCUGAACUCAACCUACAAAGACUUCUGGGAAAGACAGCCGACUGUCAGUUAGACCUCACAUCUCGCACCUGCCGGCUUUGUCUGGAAGCAAUUCUCAACGGCCUAAAGGAUUAUGUGCUGUCUCCCCCGAGAACAUAUGCCAAGAGCCUUCACACGGUGGACCUGACUGCCCUUAAGGACACUGAGCAUCAGGCCUGCCCUUGUAAAUCCACCCUGGGUCGAUGGGCAAGAACCCAGCUCCUGACAAAACUGUGCUACGAGACCAUGGUGGCCAUGCAAGAUACGGACGUGUCCCAAUCUGCCUUUGAAACAUCUGUUGAUGUCCGUCUGAACGGCUUCGUCACAGGCCGCAACUACGAGCUGGUAGCUCAGGCCUUCCUGCUCCUCCGUUACUGUCCCCUGAAGCUUCGCUUUGUUAGUUUUAGGGCGGAUUCUCUCACUCUCAAGCAGCUGUUCUAUGUUCUUCGCCUAGCAGAGCCAGAGUCCAUCACAAAGCUGGAGGUGGUGCACAAUAUUCCUCUAGAGGCCUCACACCUGGAGGUGCUGCUGUCCAGGGUGGAAUUCCCCAAAUUACAGUCUCUGACCCUGCCAGCCAGCGCCCUGGAUGUCAGGAGGCUCGGCUCUGACGACGAGGAUCUGCUGGCCACCAUUGGCAACCUGCUGGCACGACUGAGCAGCCUCACUGAGCUCUAUGUUGGUUUUUCUACUCUCACUGGACACCUGCGGAGACUGCUAAAUCCUCUCAACACACCUCUACUAUGCUUGGAGUUGGCCAACUGCUGCCUGAACCGUGUAGACAUGACCUACCUGGCCAACAGUCUCCACAGUGAGACCCUGGUUCACCUUGACAUCAGUGGACACAACCUCUUUGACUCUUUCUCCACCCCUGUACACAAAUUGCUUAGCAGGAGUUCGGGAACUCUGGCGAGAUUGGCUCUCGAGGAGUGCAACAUAAAGGACGAGCACAUGGACGCUUUCACUAAUGCUCUGGCUUGCUGUCAGCAACUGGAGGAGCUCAGACUUAUGGGAAACCCUCUGACAUCUGUUGCCCUGCUUAGGUUAUUCUCCACUCUAUCUGUAGGGUUUCCCAAGUUAAGGUACAUAGAGGCACCUGUGCCCCGUGAAUGUUACGCAGAUGAUGUCACGUAUCCUCUGGACGAUUCAGUCUUGCUGCGUUACAACACGGAGCUGUUUCAGGAGAUCAGGAUCCAGCUGAUGGCCAUCCUGGAAAGAGCAGAUAGAGAUGGGGUGGAAGUGUGCACCCCCAUCAUGGGGGCCUACGAUCCAGACAUCAAUGAAACUAGUAAUGAGCUAGGGGUGUCCAUGUUGAAAUCUUUUAACGCCGUCAUCGGCACUUUUAUAGGUACGAUAACCGAUGUGAACAACAGGAGAUCCCAGACUUGGAAAGACGAUUGAUUUUUACUGUGACUAGUCCUGAGCUCAAAGUCUGCUGCUUCAUUCAAACCUGUGAAAAUGGAUCCAGUAAACCAGAUUUAACUAUAGUUAAGACAGGGAUUAUGUUAGUGUCAACAAAUGCUAACUGUUUUCUUCCAGGACUUAAUUAUAUAAAACUAAACAGAUGUGCAAUGCAGAUAGCAACUAUAGUGGUUAUUGCUAAGAUGUUUUAUUAGCUGUAUAUACAGUGCAUGUUGUUUUAAUUUAUAUAUUCUUGUUUAAAUGCUGUAACUAUAUUUAUAAGCAG